GGAAAUUUUUUGCACGCGAUUUUCUCCGUUUGACGUUUCUGUUAGAUUUGAUGUAAUGAAAAAAAGCUCUAGACUAGUCCAAAAAAUUGGUUUUCGGCUCGCAUUUUAAAUUACUGUGCUUAAGCUGAUAUUAACUUUAAUCAAAUUGCAAAUGCACCCUACAAAUUUCCGAAAUCCAGUGCUAAGUGAACCUCGGCUUUUUGGAGGGCAAUAUACACUUUCUACACCGGCUGGGCAUGUUUCGUCUAAUCAUCCACCUCCUCUCCCCCCAAGACCAUUUCAACAAUCUAGCGGAACUGGUAUGUAUGCGAAUGCAUACGGAACUCGUUUUGGAAUGCCACCGUACGGAUACUCGGGCCUUAGUAAUGGAUAUAGCAUGUUCGGUAAUAAUAUGAUGAAUGAUGGAAUGUACGGUGGUGGCUACGGAUUCAACCCACCCUACCCUGAACAUCGAUUUAUUCAAAUGGCUGAGGAAAGUUCAAGACCCACAUUUCAAAGCAUUGAAUCUUUGGUAGGAGCUAUCAGCAAUAUUGCUACAAUGCUAGAUUCCACUUUUUUCGCAUUAACAAGUUCAUUUAGAGCGGUUCUGGGAGUGGCAGCCAACUUCGCCCAUCUUCGAGGGGUAUUUGCACAGUUUUGGACAUCUUUCGCUUUGUUUCGAUGGAUUGUAUGGAGCUAUAGAAAACUGCUGUUCUUACUAAAGAUUACAAAAACAGAUCCUACUGAGAAUAACUUCAAGGAGGCGUUCAAAAUGGCAAAAAACGACAAACAAGCGACUAGUGUGAAGGGAUCAUCUUUGCCAGUAAUUUUGUUCCUAGGAUUUAUUAUGUCCGCGCCAUAUCUUUUAAUGAAGUUAUUUGGUAGCAGCGAGCAUGUGGAACGAACAAAAAAUCCCCAUAGCUGGGUAAACCCACUAGAAGCUGUGGCCUUGUUCAAUUUUGACUCAACCAAUCCUGAAGAGUUAACGAUUCGGGCCGGACAACAAGUUUUAAUAGCACCAAAAACCGUACAAGUUGAACAAAAUCUGCUUAAUACAGGAUGGGUUCUGGCUUCGAUAGACAAUACGACAUCUGGUUUGAUUCCGGUAUCUUAUGUUCAGGGCUCCCAACGACAACAGAUCUUAGGCAAUGCAAUAAUGUAAAAAAAAUCAGGUAACAGGCUUGACCCUUCAUAUGUUACGCUUUGUUUUAUAUACAUUUGUUACUUUCAUGUAAAAUUAUCGUGGCUUUUAUGUGGUUAUGAUUAAUGGUUAUAAAUAAAUAAAAAAAUAAAUAAAAUUUCUUUUUCAUUUGUGCGCAUUCAGUACUCUGGUGUAAUACGGUAUAAAGAGUAUUUGUAUUUUUGUAUUUGAUAUUGCCCUACACCGGUAUAGUGGGUGAAGGUGAACAGUGAGUUUAGUAAGGGGCGGGAAUAGCGUAGUUGGUAAAUUAAUUGCCUUGUACGCAGCUCACCUGGGUUCAAUUCCCAACCCCGCACAUAGGGAUACAGGUUUUGAAGUAGAAUACUUCUGAUAAUAUAAAUUUCAAUAUGGGGUCCCGUUUCAAAACAUUCAGUUUUUAAAUUCGAAUAUCUUUCGUUCUACUGAUCAAAAUCGCAAUAUUUUUACACCAUCUGAUCGGAAAUUUGUGCACGUAUUUCGCAUUAAAUUUCAAAAUAAGUGCUACUAUAAUAAAUAAACCAAAAAAAGAUUUUUAAAAAAUCCUUCGAGAACAGCGAGGAAAAUUUGCAAGCAUAUCUCAGGCAGAGCCGUCAAAAAGGAGCAUGUAGGCGUUUCAUUACAUACGGGAAUGUUAUUUAUACAGGUCACGCGAGCUUGUUUUGUAUCACCAUUCGUGUGUUUGCAGUCCCCAAGUGAGGACCUCUCCAGUACCAGUAGAAGAGUUUAAAGUGUUUGUAGUUGGAAAUCUGAACGAGCGCCUACCCAUUCCAAAUGGGUAAUAAAAGGAAGAAAAAGCACAGCCUCAGUCCAGCUCUUGCAGAAGCCGACAGCACCCCAGGAGGAGAUCGGCGGGUUCCAAAAAAGCGCGCACGCGCUAGAGUUAUCCAGAUCUGCAGCGAACAGGGCGACAACGUUACAGGAACGCCGGAGUGAAAUGGAUGGUUUCGGAGCAUCUGUUCGUACCUCCCGCCAAAAUUUCCCCGUACCAAGCGCCUCCCGCAAAAAUCCAAGCGUACCGAGCGCUACCCGCCAUAAUUCACCCGUACCGAAGAUGAUAAAGUACAAGAUAUUCCACUGUCAAAUUCCACGAAUACACCUUCGACAACAUCAUUUUGGUGAUUCCAACACCAUCUUUCGAGUUCUCAUUCAACCAGCAGAACGCACUUGUACUAGUUUCUUUCAGCGUGCAAAUUCGCGUACAUGUCAGAUGCUUUCGGAAGUGUGGUUCUUUUCUCAUAGUAAUGAGAGUGAUAAGAAUGGCAAAUGGAAUGAAACGAUCAAUCCAUUUACACUUGAUCGCAACUAAAUUCGGGUGGUACCUAAGGGCAGAUCACUUGUGAUGCAUUUUUAAAAAUCAGUGAAAUUAAAUGCAUUUCUUUCCAUCAAAAUAGAAAUUCGUAAUGCAUUUUGCGUUGCGUGCAAUGUAUUUUGCGUUGCGUGUAAGCCCUGUCAAAAAAUGCGGACGAACAUGGUCAGGCGAUUUAAAAAGUUUGACGUUUGACUCAACUCGCCUGUGCUAAUUGCCCCUAGGAACAAAUGCAAUUUGCGAAUGCGAUUUAAAGGCAAUUUCAAUACUUAGAAAAAUUUUCUGGCGGCUGAAAUGGACUUGGUUGUUUUUUGCGUUUUUCAAACAUGACGGUUCAUGUUUGGGCGUUAUUGCUACGUGAAAACAUAUCUAUACCGUUUAUUCAAAACGUAAUAACUAACAAAUGUAAACAAACUGAGUUUUUAUGCCAAAUAAAAGCUAAGCAUUGACUCUUUAUCGUCCACAAAUAAUAGAGAAAAAUUAUAACUCUUUAUAUGUUAAUUUAAUCUUAAUUCAAAAUGUCACAUAUAGUAUACAAAAGUUUUGCUAAUAUUUUGUAAAUGUGAUGUUUUGCGUUGUGAUGUUUCUCCAAGUCGACUGUAGUUAGUAUGUUUUGCCAAUGCCAAACCUCAUAUCUACACUCUCGGUUGCAAUACAGCACAUCAAAUAUAUCACAUCUACAAGCCCGUCUCUCAAAACGUCACAGUAAAAUGUACCAUCUACAAACGGUGUUGCCAAGACCACAUAUGUAAAAGAGCAUAAUAGCAAAAGUGAUCGGCAAAAUGUAAUAAAAUAAUAGUUAUCAAUUAUCUCCCUAUUAUUUUCGAGAAAAACAUGUAAUAUGCUUAUACGAUCCUGCAAUGAGUAAAUGCAGAGGUGAUAGUAGUAUUAAUAGCCUUCUGUGGGCUUUAAUUAUUAAAUAAAUUUCAAAGUUGCAAGGAAAUUUUCGAACGCGAUUUUCUCCGUUUGACGUUUCUGUUAGAUAUGAUGUAAUGAAAAAAAAGCUCUAGAUAUAUGAUUUUUAUCCAUCGCACUUUUCACUUAACACUUACCUGGAUCAUAGGUAACACAGAAUGAACUCAUGAACUACCUAUUCAAAUUUCACGUAACACUCACGUGACUUUUCAUGUAGCUUUUACUAAAAGUUUCAAUAGCACCUAUAUGAUCCAUCUGUAAUCUUUAUUAAAAAAAACAUUGAACGCUUAUUCCACCAGAGUUUCACAUAAUACGUAAGUGACUUUACCUGUAACUGUGACAAAGUAUUUUUGUAGAAGUUACAUGUUGCAGUUGUGAAUUUGAUAAAAAAAUAUGUGAAAAGUAAGUGAUGUUACAUUGAAUCUCACCGUUUGUGUAAUAUGAAAUAUUGUUGAAUAAAUUCAUAUUCUGGUUGCAGUUGAAAAUCGAAAUUUUGCACAUACGCCUUUCGUUUAUCUUCUAUUUUCAGCGCGCUCUGAGGUGCAACUAGUAUGCGCACUGAAAACAGAAGGCAAAACGGCGUAAGUACAAUAUUUCGAUUUUAAACUGCAACCAAAAUAUUAAAUAAAGUAGAAGACAUCAAAAUAUCAUAUAAAACUUUAUUUAUUUUAUUCUUGCAUUUAUAAACCCA
Molecule: messenger RNA, 4071 nt
Organism: Topomyia yanbarensis
Lineage: Eukaryota; Metazoa; Arthropoda; Insecta; Diptera; Culicidae
Gene: Pex13
Product: peroxisomal membrane protein PEX13
Exons: 5
Coding region: 152-1141 (329 amino acids)
Biological process (GO): protein import into peroxisome matrix, docking
Cellular component (GO): peroxisomal importomer complex; peroxisome; peroxisomal membrane
Molecular function (GO): protein binding
Source: RefSeq, a predicted model, not a curated record